GUCUGUGGCCAGUCAACUGAUCCGCGGAGAGUCCGUGACUGCUGAGGCUUUCGAUAACGUCACUAUAUACUUUAGCGAUAUUGUGGGUUUUACAGUUCUUUCUGCCGACAGCACUCCAAUGCAGGUUGUAGACCUUCUGAACGAUUUGUACACUUGUUUUGAUUCCAUAAUUGAGAACUUCGACGUAUAUAAGGUUGAAACAAUAGGAGAUGCCUACAUGGUUGUAUCAGGGUUGCCUGUUCGGAAUGGAAACUUCCACGCACGUGAAAUAGCCCGGAUGUCCAUAGCCCUGCUAAAUGCUGUGACAUCAUUCAGCAUACGUCAUAGAACAAAUGAACAACUAAAGCUAAGGAUAGGAAUCCACACAGGUCCUUGUGCUGCAGGUGUAGUUGGACUUAAAAUGCCAAGAUAUUGUCUCUUUGGAGACACCGUAAAUACCGCUUCCAGAAUGGAGUCCACUGGACUACUUAUGAAACUGUUUGUGAGAACAAGGCUGUAUGUUCAUAACGAACGAUAAAAAAAAGUGAAAUAUUUGCCAGUAAGAAAAAAACAGUAAAAAUACUCUACGUUUUACAUUCGUGAACAUGGUUUGACUUGGAAAAGGACCACUCACGUGUGCAAUAACCUACGGACAAUCGUAACGAGCAUGCAGUAGCUCCA
Limulus polyphemus (Atlantic horseshoe crab) is the source of this 660-nucleotide messenger RNA. RefSeq names its product atrial natriuretic peptide receptor 1-like. The record is from RefSeq and is a predicted model, not a curated record. The annotation marks the transcript as partial. Gene Ontology annotation, molecular function: guanylate cyclase activity; peptide receptor activity. Gene Ontology annotation, biological process: intracellular signal transduction; receptor guanylyl cyclase signaling pathway; cGMP biosynthetic process. NCBI's taxonomy places the organism in Eukaryota, Metazoa, Arthropoda, Merostomata, Xiphosura, Limulidae. The transcript is spliced from 5 exons.